Molecule: messenger RNA, 4118 nt
Organism: Malaya genurostris
Lineage: Eukaryota; Metazoa; Arthropoda; Insecta; Diptera; Culicidae
Gene: beta'COP
Product: coatomer subunit beta'
Exons: 15
Coding region: 1028-3994 (988 amino acids)
Biological process (GO): intracellular protein transport; endoplasmic reticulum to Golgi vesicle-mediated transport; intra-Golgi vesicle-mediated transport
Cellular component (GO): COPI vesicle coat
Molecular function (GO): structural molecule activity; protein binding
Source: RefSeq, a predicted model, not a curated record
AAACGGAGUGUGAAUUCUCUGGCUCUGCCUGAAGUUUUGUGCGACGGCCUUUUGGACGCAGGAUUUACCUCCACCGAACCAACCGUGUAUCCGUCAGGGUUGGACUGGACGACUCCGACGAGUUUGUCGGUGUGUCGGUUAAUAGUGUCCUACCGUAGGAAAUCCCGAAGCUAGUUCCGCUCGGAUCUGGUCUGGUCUAAGCCGACGAGUCGCGGCGGUGCGUUCAUCAGAAUCAACCAGGCGGCAAAAAGGCAAACAACCAGCUGGUCGACAGGUUUCCCAGCAGCUUUCGAAGCGCCGGACGGAGAAUUGAUUAUUCAUUCAAGCCAGGGGUUUCCCCAAGUGCAGUAGAGUAGAAAGAUUUAUUCGAUUUGCUCUCGUGGUUACUCCGGGACGUCGUAGUGCUGUUCCGCUGCCGGUUUCCAAGUUCAGGGACUUGAUUCGAUUAGUAUCAGCUCGUUGAUUAUGGUUCAAAUAAUUUAAUUUCACCCCCUCGUUGUGUGAAGCAAACGGUGUGCAAAAAAGACAAUUUUGGGAACUUGCUUACGGGCGACUACAAUCAACAGUUUUGAUUGUCGGUACCGGAAGAUAAAAGUACUCCUUUGAGGAAUCAUAGAUCCGAACUCUCUCUCUCUCCAAUUCCAGCUAUGUUAUUGUUUGAGUGCAAAUAACAAAUAAAGUCAAACCAGUAUAGAGCCAGUAAGUAAGUGCGUUUCUUCCAAGUGAUUUGAUGAUCAGUGACCCUGAAAAUUUGAACCCGUGAACCAAACAGGCAAGCAAGCAGACGGGAACGAACGACGGACAGUGAACAGAAUCCGCAGAAGCAGAAGAAAUCCGUCAAAAUCAUCGUCUUCUUCGGGACCUCUCGAAGGGCUCCCCACUGCUGCCGGAAGUGAGUCGAAUGCUCUGCGAAAAAGGGCAAUAGGCGAGGCGAAUCGAACAUUGUUCUGUGGCCCUUCUCUAGCCGGAAUAAAAUAUAGUAAAUAAAAGGAAAAAACCGCUACUAGCCGGGUAGCCGGACCGGAACAUGGGACACUUGAAGAACAAACAGCGACGGCACCAGCAAAAGGAAGCAGCUCUUCGAAGGGAAGAACGAUUACGGAAGCAGCUCGAUGAGGUGGACAUUAUGAAUUUGCCACUGCGACUAGACAUCAAGAGGCGGCUGACGUCCCGCUCGGAUCGGGUCAAAUCGGUCGAUCUGCAUCCCACCGAACCGUGGAUGUUGUGCGCCCUUUACAAUGGCCAUGUUCACGUAAUGAAUUAUGAAAAUCAACAGCUCGUGAAGGAUUUCGAAGUAUGUGACAUUCCGGUACGAUGUGCUCGCUUCGUGGCUCGCAAAAAUUGGAUCCUGACCGGAUCAGACGACAUGCAGGUUCGAGUGUUUAACUACAACACACUGGAGAAGGUACACUCAUUUGAAGCACACACGGAUUACGUUCGAAGUAUCGCCGUACAUCCAACGCAACCGUUGAUUUUGACCUGCAGCGACGAUAUGUUAAUCAAAUUGUGGAACUGGGAGAAGAUGUGGUCGAUGCAGCGCGUUUUCGAGGGACACACCCACUAUGUAAUGCAGAUUGUGUUCAACCCGAAAGAUAACAACACAUUCGCCAGUGCAUCACUGGAUCGCACCGUGAAGGUUUGGCAGCUCGGUUCCAAUGUACCAAACUUUACCCUCGAUGGACACGAGAAGGGAGUGAAUUGCGUCGACUAUUAUCACGGCGGCGACAAGCCAUAUCUGAUUUCCGGAGCUGAUGAUCGGCUGGUGAAAAUUUGGGACUAUCAAAACAAAACCUGCGUACAGACAUUGGAAGGCCAUGCGCAGAACGUUUCAGCUGUGUCGUUCCACCCGGAGUUACCGAUCGUACUGACCGGUUCGGAGGAUGGUACCAUCCGGAUCUGGCACUCGGGCACCUAUCGACUGGAAACUUCACUGAACUAUGGUUUCGAACGUGUUUGGACUAUCGCCUGCAUGCGGGGCACGAACAACGUGGCACUCGGCUACGACGAGGGAUCCAUCAUCAUCAAGGUGGGCCGCGAAGAACCGGCCAUGUCGAUGGACGUAAAUGGCGGUAAAAUCGUUUGGGCUCGACACUCGGAAAUGCAGCAGGUUAACUUAAAAGCCCUGCCCGAAGGUACGGAGAUCAAAGACGGCGAACGGCUACCGGUGGCCGUCAAGGACAUGGGGGCAUGUGAAAUCUACCCGCAGACAAUCGCCCACAACCCGAACGGACGAUUCGUGGUCGUGUGCGGCGAUGGCGAGUACAUCAUUUACACAUCGAUGGCCCUGCGUAAUAAAGCCUUCGGUUCGGCCCAGGAGUUUGUGUGGGCCUCGGAGAACAGCGAGUAUGCAGUGCGAGAAUCGAGUGGUGCGGUUAAGCUGUUCCGGAACUUUAAGGAACGGAAAAGUUUCACACCGGAUUACGGAGCCGAAGGAAUUUUCGGUGGACAACUGUUGGGUGUCAAGACUUCGUCCGGGCUAUCGUUUUACGAUUGGGAGAAUCUCGAACUGAUUAGAAGGAUUGAAGUUCAACCAAGGCACGUAUUUUGGAACGAAGCCGGUACAUUAGUUUGUCUGGCCACAGAGGACUCGUACUUCAUUUUGCAGGUGGACACCGGCAUGAUUCAGAAUGCGCUGGCCACCAAGCAACAGCUCAGCGAAGACGGUAUCGAGGAAGCAUUCGAUGUCCUCGGAGAGGUCAGCGAAGCGGUUCGUACCGGAUUAUGGGUUGGGGAUUGUUUCAUAUACACAAACUCGGUCAACAGAAUCAACUAUUACGUAGGAGGUGAAAUUGUCACUAUUUCGCAUUUGGACAGGACGAUGUAUCUACUUGGUUAUGUGCCCAAGGAUAAUCGGUUGUACCUCGGUGAUAAGGAGCUCAAUGUAACCAGCUUCGCGCUGUUACUGUCCGUGCUCGAGUAUCAGACCGCGGUGAUGCGACGGGACUUUGUGACGGCCGACCGGGUACUACCGACCAUUCCGAAGGAGCACCGAACCCGAGUGGCACACUUCCUUGAGAAGCAAGGUUUCAAACAGCAGGCCCUACAGGUUUCUACUGAUCCUGAACAUCGGUUCGAUUUGGCUUUACAGAUCGGCGAUCUCGACACCGCACUGGUGCUUGCACGGGAAUCCGACAGUCCUCAAAAAUGGUCCCAACUGGCGAGCAUUGCCACCAGCAAGAACAAAUUCGAUCUGGUCAAGGAAUGCCUAACCAAUGCGAACGAUUUUGGUGGGCUGCUGCUGCUGGCUACCAGUUCGGGUGAUACCGACAUGCUUCGAAAUCUAGGCGAGAAUGGAGUGUCGCAAGGAAAAUUCAACAUCUCGUUUUUGUCGAUGUUUUUGCUCGGCGAUUUGGAGAAAUGUCUGGAAAUUCUCAUCCAAACUAAUCGGAUACCAGAAGCAGCAUUUUUCGCUAGAACUUACCUGCCCAGCAAAAUAUCAUAUGUGCUAGACAUUUGGAGAACGGAGCUGGCAAAAAUCAACGAGAAAGCUGGUCAAAGUUUGGCUGAUCCACAGCAGUACGAAAAUCUAUUCCCCGGUUUCUACGAUUCGGUAAAAACGCAACAGUUCUUAGUGUCGGAGCGAUCAGUCUUACUGCCGGCUAGUGCUGCCACUGAUGUUCCACUGAACAUUGAUCGAUGCCCGGUGGCAGAAAUGAAAACGGCAGAGAACGAAGGUCGAUUCGACUACGACCCGAGUUCCGGUACUGAUGGAAGUGUAUCAACAGGAGCAGCAGCAGAAACGAACAAGCCUUCCCUCGCUUCCGCAAUCAAUAGCAUACUGGAUGAGCCAAUCAGGGCAACCCCCGCAGCGACAAGUAUUCUUACAACCGCCACCUCUGCUCCGUCACAGCACCAACAGCCGCCAACCGCAUCCAAUCCGAUCAAACGAAAGAGCUCAUUGGAAGAUUUCGAAUCGGAAAUCGAAGCCCUUAAUCUAGACGAUAACAUCGACACUUCGGAUGUAAAUAUUGACGAUGACCUGUUGAGUGAUUGAGCUGUGUGGCUGUUCCGGUAGAAGUUGAAACGCUACAAUAGCCCCUUCUUUUAGUAGUGCUAGAAAAGUAUAUAGAUCGUAAUUAUAAUUGAUAAAAAAAAAUAAACGGAAUAUGAUAAAUAAA